Adelges cooleyi (spruce gall adelgid) is the source of this 3743-nucleotide messenger RNA. RefSeq names its product TBC1 domain family member 30-like. The record is from RefSeq and is a predicted model, not a curated record. Gene Ontology annotation, cellular component: endoplasmic reticulum. The transcript has 12 exons. Bases 161 to 2848 code for a protein of 895 amino acids. Lineage: Eukaryota; Metazoa; Arthropoda; Insecta; Hemiptera; Adelgidae.
AUAAUAAUAUUAUACGACACGACCGGCGGCACCAUCCGUGUUAGUAACGCGGUUAUGCUGGUACCCGUCGAUCGACGACCGUAUCUCUUUGGCAGCCAAAACUGACUUUGUAUUCACCUGCUCGACGACACUGUGGAAUUAUCAUAUUUUACAACCGACCAUGUUGAGUACGCCCAACCCCGGGCCCGGCUUUGAUAUUUUCUCCACGGUACAGCCGGUCGUGCGACGCGUCCAGCCCGUGGACGAAGACCGGUCGCUGCCCGGACCGGACCUGCGACCGAGCACAUGCGGCGGUACGUUCCACGUGAUGCCCGCCGAAGUCCGCCCUCCUCAGCCGGGGAUCAUGUGCCCGUCAAAAUCGAUCUCAAUGAAGAAUGUCAUUUCCGAUAUCCCGCCUGACAUUGGCCAUUUCAAUAGGAGUUGCAGCCAAAAAAGACAUUCCGUCACUGACUUGGUAGAUCAGCUUCUGGUGGAUAUUUACAAAAUGGCACAUUCCGGCAGCGUGUGUUCUGCUGAAUCAUCUACUGAACAGACAAAUUGGCCAGAUCACACCAACAGAUUUGCUAUAACGAGUACUUGGUCUAAGAGAUUGUACAGAAAAAGUUUGGAAGAACUAGUCACGGCUAUCGAGUUGCUCAAAGAUCAAUUAACCGUAUGCUGUGAUUCACUGGUGAAAGCGUUAAAACGGAGAGAUGCUCUUAUCGCCCGCAGGGACGCCAAGUGCAACAUGAUCACGGCCUUGCUCCACGCGUACUCGAUGAAACGAAGUGAAGAUACCAGAAUGAGAUUCAACGUGAAGCCUGGACCUGGGGAUAGUGACUUUGAACAGUGGCAGAGUGCUAUGAAAAUGGUCGCCAGACUUCCGGAUGGGGUACCUCACGAGUUCCGUAACACCUUGUGGCUCACACUGGCAGAAAAAUACUUGGCAUCAAGAAACGUAGAAUGGCCAAAAGUGGAGCGUUUUUGCUUCAACGACUGCACAAAUCCGGACGACGAAGAGCUUGGCGUCCAGAUCGUGAAGGACUUACACCGGACCGGUUGUAGUCUGUUCUGUGGUUCUUCUGGUUUGGAAAACCAAGCUUUGCUCAAGCGGGUAUUACUGGGCUUUGCCCGGUGGAACAAAGCUGUGGGUUACUGUCAGGGGUUCAACAUGUUGGCCGCCCUAAUAUUGCAAGUGAUGGAGAAAAACGAAUCGGACGCUCUUAAGGUAAUGAUUUAUUUAAUUGAAGGCGUACUACCAGAGGGUUACUUUGCCAAUAACCUCCGAGGCCUGUCUGUAGAUAUGGCGGUCUUUCGAGAUUUACUGAGGGUAAGACUUCAGAACCUCUCUCGGCAUCUGGACAGACUGCAAAAUGAAUCAAAAGACUCAGGCACCAGUUAUGAGCCACCGCUAACCAACGUUUUCACUAUGCAAUGGUUCCUUACAUUGUUCUGCAAUUGUCUUCCUCAGCGUACAGUACUGCGAGUUUGGGAUCUUAUAUUCCUCGAAGGAAGUACUGUCUUAUUGAAAACGGCAUUGGCCAUGUGGGACGCCUUAUCCGACCGAAUAAUGACUGUGACGAGUGCAGAUGAGUUUUACAGCAUUAUGGCUGUUCUCACCCGGGAAAUGCUCGAGUUCGGUUUAAUGGACGCCAACAAUCUUAUAAGUACAAUAAGCACGAUGAGCGAGCUGGUCGAAGUUAAAGAACUUCGGGAACGAUACAUGUACAACAUCAACCCAUGGGUUAGUCACAUGGCAAAACGAGGAUUGCGGUUGUUCUACAACGAUUCCGAUGUUGAUGAUACCGACAGUGACGAAGACACCGACAAUAAAUCAGCGGUGUCGUAUACUUCAAAUUACGAAGGAAUGGACUGCGCUAAGAGAAGGGAUAGCAAAAACAGUCGAACCGCGAGGCGGCCAGUGCCGAGUUUGGAAUCCGAGAGAGAGAAAGUCGCACUGGAUAUAUCUUUGUUGAAAAAACAAUACAGCAAACUCAAAGAACGUCAGAAGCAAGUGCAAGUCAUUCUGACCGCUGCUUGCAACGGACAAAAUAUUAUUGGAACCGCCAACUCCUCGGCAAUGAAUCACCUACUGUUUGGCAAAACCGCUCUACGGUGUACGUCGAUGGCACCCAUACCGGGUUCUAUACCGUUAAAGUUUAUACAAGAUGUUCAAAAACCUGAAGUGAAAAAAGAGCCCAGGCACAAGAAGAAGCUCAGCGUGUCGUCGUCAUCGUCUUCGUCUACCUCUACCGAGCUGUGUGACGACCCGGCGUCGGAUAGCGAACCAUCGGAGGCCAACGAAUGUGAUAGUAAAAAUUGUGAUGACAAAGAUGAGCACGUGGACAACGAAAAGACUGACUGCGACGUUAGUUUGUCGGAAGUUCUGCGAGCUAACUCUGAGAUUUUAAAUAGGAUUUGCAAAGUCGACGAUGAGCAUCCACAAGCUUCACUCGACCCGUCCAAUAGCUCUUUGGAAGAUCGACUGCCGGACCUUAUAAGCGAUAUCGAACUCGUCCAAGAAGAUGUCGGUGAUGACUGUCCACAUCUGAACCACUCAAAAGGCGAGUUGUCAGAGUUUACAAGUACUUCUGAAGACUCGGUGCAGCAGUGUCGCAACUUAACGUUGGAAUGGUCCGAAAGCAUAGUGGACAGCGAAGCUGAGGAAUACAAACAAUUAGAAAAUGUCAAAAGUAUAGGUGUGGCAAAAACCGAGGAUUCCGAAGAGCCUGUGUGGAAUUGUGGAAACGAUAGCGAAGACGAUAUGAACGAAUGUCGAGUCCCUCCAAAGCCGUUUCCCUCGAAAAUCAGGCAACCCAAACAAUUGAGCAUCGAGUUGGGGCUUUAUCCAAGCGAAUCGUCUAACUGACUUCAUCCAACUAUAACAAUCAUUUGAUUACUUCUGAUUCUUAAAAUAUGUUAACUACUAUUGUUUUUACAAAAUUCAGUGAUUUAUGGUAUUAUUGUAAUUAUUAUGGUCCGGAUUGGCUGAUUGGCAAUCAUUGCUAACGUUUUUGUGAGUCUAUCGAGUGUUUAAAGCUCAUGUGAUAUUUUUUUAUUAUAUAAUAUUAUUAUUAUUACAACUACAAUAAUGAUUUUAUGUACUGUUGUACGCGGCUUAAACUGUACCUUAUUGUGUCGGGGGACAAAAACCUAAAAUGUUAUUUCUAAAAUUAUCUUUCGAUUGAGCUUCACGUUUCUAAUAAUUGUUAUAUACUGAAUGUUUGUUUUUUAAUCUUUUCAGUGACAUAAACAUUUAUUCUACGUUAUCAAUACAACGUCCUACUGUGUUUUAAUUAAUCGCUAGACCACCUGUAAACCGUAUUUAUUACAAGUAAUAAACUGGUGGACAUGGUCUUAUCACAGUCAUUGUCGACGGUUGUUCGUAGUUGACAAUGCCAGUAAAAUUAAUUCACUUGAUAAACAGUGGGAAUCUAAUCAAACGUUUUAGUGCUAUCAAAACCACUAGGCCAAUAAUAUAGUGUCUGGAUUGAUAAUUGAUUAUAAAACGCUGAAAUUGUCAUCAUUUUAUUAUUCACAAAAAAUAUUUUCUGAUAUGAUAUAAUAGUAACAUUGUGUUUUUUUUUAAUUAUAUUAUUUAAAAAUUAUUCGAUUCUAAAUUAAUAUUUUCUUAUUUUAUUUUUAUUAAAUAAAUAUUAUUGAAUUCGGUGUCAAUACCAAAUCGGCUUACUCAUUUGUUUUAUCCGAUUGUGCUAAAUUAUACUUAAAAUUGUUGUUUUCUCUUUGUAUUUCUCUUAAAUGUA